AAAAGCAGUGUGGCGAGAAGGGUUUUUCUGAUUCCCUUUCUCUCUUCUCUUCUGUUCGGAGCUGCGCGGAAGAGAGAGAAACAUCGAUCAACGAUAACGGAACCGAACAUCACACCAUCGUCAACAACAACAACAAAGAAGAAGAACAAAAGUCUCCUACGGUGAGUGAUAUGCAGCAAGGUGAUAGAACGGUCCUAAGUUUGAGGCCUGGUGGUGGUCGUGGCGGCGGAAGCAGGCUUUUCGCUCGCUCCUCUUCUCCCUCUCCCUCCGCCGAUCUUCCUAUCUCACGCCCCCAUGCCUCUCUCUCUCUCAAGGUCCCUUUCUUUUAGAUCUCUUCUUUUCUCUAUUUGGAUCUCGUUCCCAACAUCCCUCUCAAUAACCCAACUUUUUUUUAGUUUUGAAUAUGAGUGUGUGAAUGGAUAAGGUUUUGGAAUGCAAGUUUAGUUGAAUGUCCUGAUUCUUGGUGGGGGCACUAAGUUUUGUGUUUCUGCUGUAAAUAUGGACGGAAAGCAACGUGUGGGCUUUUAGGUGGGCGUGAUUCAGUUUCAGAUUGCUCAUAAAGGACCCGCAUACAUUAGGGUUUGAGGGGUUGUGAUGAUGGAUGAAUUGUCGAUCGUAACUUCCUUAUUGUGAAAGGAAAUGCUUGUAAACACGGUUUUUUUUAUUCGGAGGUUAUGUGCCUGUUUGGUUUAAAGUUGAGUAGAAUUGAUUUUGAGCCGUUGAAUGCGAUUGAGAUACUAGUGUAAAUCAACCUGAAGCAUAUGUUUUGCAUGGGGAAAUGCGAUUUCAACUAGUUUCCGUACAUGCACUACGUCAUUAGUAUAUUUGUUUCUAAUGAAUUAAUUGAAAAGGGGAACGGAUUUUUACUUACAAAAUAUUGCUUGACGGAUUGGUUUGUUAUUGUGUUUCAACAACGUGUUUUAAUUACGUAUGUGCAAAAAUUUGAAACUGAUCAAUGAUCCUCCUGUGUGAAACAUUGUUACCUAAAUUGUUGCUUGAAAUAAGACUCGGCAUAAUGAUAGUAUUGAAAUUAAGCAAUUUAUAGUGCUUGAUGGAAUUUAGAAGUUUGGUUACUAGUUUAUGGUGCAUGCUCGACACUAAACUGUAAUGGUUUUAGCAAUAUAUGUUGAAGCUUUGUAUUUUUUGGAAGGAAGAAUUGAAUUGAGUGGGUGUAGAUAAAUGGGGAACGAUGACAAGACAAGGCGAGUGGUUUUUGUGACUGUGGGGACAACCUGUUUUGAUGCUCUUGUGAGGGCUGUAGAUUCCAACGAUGUUAAACAAGCCUUGUUUGCAAAAGGCUACACGCACCUUCUCAUCCAAAUGGGCCGUGGAUCCUAUCUUCCUACUAAGUCUGAAAGAGAUGGUUCGUUGGCUGUAGACUACUUCACUUUUUCAUCCAGCAUUGCAGACCAUCUCAGAUCAGCUUCUCUUGUCAUUAGCCAUGCAGGGUCAGGUAGUAUAUUUGAGACAUUGCGGUUGGAAAAACCUUUAAUUGUAGUUGUAAAUGAAGAUUUGAUGGAUAAUCAUCAAAGUGAGCUUGCAGAAGAGCUUGCUGAUAGAAAACAUCUGUAUUGUGCUAGUCCUCACACACUCCAUCAAACUAUACCAGAUAUGGAUUUAACAUCUCUCCUACCUUAUUCUCCAGGUGAUGCUAAACCUGUAGCCAAGCAUAUAAACAAAUUUCUUGGUUUUCCGGAUGAUUGAUCUAAAGGCUUUUUUUUUUCUCUACUUUUUCCUUUGAGUUAAAUGCCCCAAAUAUUUGAAGUCUUAGUUGUGAAGAUCAUAUUUCGAUGCAAGCAAUGUGUGUGACAUGUUACAAUACAUAUAUGGGAACCGAUGCACUUUAAUAUUCGACGUGUAAUUUUGCAGUUAAUAUAUCUACGUUUGAGAGGGUUGUGAUCCUGAAAUUCAGUCACGAGAAAAUUGGUCUAGAAGAAAGGAAGUCUGUACUACACGUUCAAAUUGUGUGAUUUGUGUCCUUAAUAUUUAGAUAUGAGUGAAAAUCGACAUUAUAACAAUCCAAACAUCAUACUUAGAUAUGUUAAC
Messenger RNA from Abrus precatorius (Indian licorice), 2046 nucleotides. RefSeq names its product UDP-N-acetylglucosamine transferase subunit ALG13 homolog. The record is from RefSeq and is a predicted model, not a curated record. The transcript has 3 exons. Bases 1180 to 1704 code for a protein of 174 amino acids. Gene Ontology annotation, cellular component: UDP-N-acetylglucosamine transferase complex; extrinsic component of endoplasmic reticulum membrane. Lineage: Eukaryota; Viridiplantae; Streptophyta; Magnoliopsida; Fabales; Fabaceae. Gene Ontology annotation, biological process: dolichol-linked oligosaccharide biosynthetic process. Gene Ontology annotation, molecular function: hexosyltransferase activity.